Molecule: messenger RNA, 163 nt
Organism: Sphaeroforma arctica JP610
Lineage: Eukaryota; Ichthyosporea; Ichthyophonida
Exons: 1
Biological process (GO): protein phosphorylation
Cellular component (GO): nucleus
Molecular function (GO): protein kinase activity
Source: RefSeq, a predicted model, not a curated record
AGCUGGGUUGGGGUCCUCCUUGCGACAUGUGGAGUGUGGGGUGCAUAGUGGUGGAGUUGUACACCGGGAAGUGUCUGUUCCAAACGCAUGAGAACCUCGAACAUUUGGCCAUGAUCGAAAAGAUCAUAGCUGCUGUGGGACAAAACAUCAUCAAACGAGUCGG